This is a messenger RNA of Mobula hypostoma (lesser devil ray), 2431 nucleotides long. It is a transcript of the gene wtap, whose product is annotated as WT1 associated protein. Lineage: Eukaryota; Metazoa; Chordata; Chondrichthyes; Myliobatiformes; Myliobatidae. Gene Ontology annotation, cellular component: nucleus. The transcript is spliced from 8 exons. The coding region runs from base 510 to 1721 and encodes 403 amino acids. The record is from RefSeq and is a predicted model, not a curated record. Gene Ontology annotation, biological process: regulation of alternative mRNA splicing, via spliceosome.
UUUUGUGUCGCUGCUAAAGAUCGGGCCCAUCCCGGGGUGCGGGGCCCGGGUCUUCCCGCCAUCCCGGGGAGCGGGACCGGGAGUUACCCUACUGCCCGCGGAUGUGCGGCUCGGCACCGCUUGUACCGAACUCGUUCAUGUGUUUCCGGAACUGUUGGGGCUGCAGGCCCAGGCGGUUGCUCGGACGCAUCGCUGUGCUGAGCGACCUGCAGCCGCCAUCCCGGGGAAGACGCUGGUGUGACCUGUUCCUCGGGCUGGGUUUCGUAGUUACCUGAAGAGGGAUGUAUUUUUUUUGCCCUGACACCUUCGAGGGAGCCUGUUGGCCGCUCCAUGCCCCGCUGUGGAAGUUAUUUUCUUUAAUUUUAAAAACAACAUUUUCUCUUAAAUGGCUAGUUGUUUAUGGGUUGGUGUAAUAAAGCUGUUCCCUUGUUGCGAGCUAUAUAUGGGCCUGACUUGAGAUGGUGGCGAUUUGCUGAAAUAAGCAUUUUUUCACUAGAUGGGGAAUCAGAAUGACUAAUGAAGAACCUCUACCAAAGAAGGUUCGCCUAAGUGAAUCAGACUUCAAGUCUCUAUCCCGAGAUGACUUAUGUUCCAGGUGGAAACAACAGGAGGUCUAUGUACAUGCAUUGGAAACUAAGUGCUCAGAGCUCAACUCAAAUGAUGUAAGUGGAUUAAGAGAGUCAGAAGAGAAGCUUAAACAGCAGCAACAUGAGUCAGCCCGAAGGGAGAACAUUCUGCUUAUGCGGCUAGCCACCAAGGAGCAUGAAAUGCAGGAGUGUACGAACCAGAUUCAGUACCUCAAGCAAGUCCAACUGCCCAGUGCUGCACAGCUCCGAAGCACCUUGGUUGAUCCUUCCAUUAACUUGUUUUUCCUUAAAAUGAAGACUGAACUGGAACAGACUAAAGACAAACUGGAACAAGCCCAAAAUGAACUGAGUGCCUGGAAGUUUACACCUGAUAGCCAAACGGGGAAAAAGCUGAUGGCCAAGUGUCGGAUGUUAAUUCAGGAAAACCAGGAACUGGGAAGGCAGCUAUCCCAGGGGCGUAUUGCACAACUGGAAGCUGAGUUGGCUCUUCAGAAGAAAUACAGUGAAGAGCUCAAGAGCAGCCAGGAUGAGCUGAAUGAUUUCAUUAUCCAGUUGGAUGAGGAGGUGGAAGGGAUGCAAAGUACGAUCAUGGUUUUGCAGCAGCAGUUGAAAGAGGCACGUCAGCAGUUGGCUCAGCUUCAAGGACAACAGCAGCAUCACCAGGUGCUACCCUCUGGCACCUGUAGGACUCCAGUCCUUGAGUCUUCUGCCCAAGUGGAGACCAUUAGUAAAGACUGCAGCCGAAUAGUCAACGGACCAACUAAUGGUGAUUCUUCGCCGCAAGGGAGAGCAGCAGCUGCUUAUCAAGACAAGACUAAUCUCUACAGGGAAGGAAGCAGCACAGAGGAUGAUUUCCCAUCAUCUCCUGGGAGUGGGAAUAAACUUUCGAACCACAGUGAAGAAAAGCUGGACCGAGCAGGCAGCGGUAGCAUAUAUCAGCUAGGUCCUGGAUAUGAGAGUGUAGACUCCCCUACUGGUAGUGAGAACUCUCUUACUCAGCACUCAAAUGACACAGACUCUAUCAAUGACCCUCAGGAAGAUAAACCACUUCUUGUGAAAGGUACUAGAACUAUGGGUUCCCGCCAUGUUCAAAAUGGGUUGGACUCAGUCAGCACACAGGGGUCAGUUUUGUAACGUUUAACGGGCUUUGUCUGCAGUCUUUUUUAUAUAUUGUCAUUUUAUUUGGCUGACGGCUGUCCAGUGACUGAUAAAGGUAGUGUGUAACUUCUGUUAAAAAUUUCAGCCUUUUGUGUUUUGCUUUCUUGUAAAACUGUUGCUACUGUUCAGUUUUUUUUUAAAAAAGCAUCAUAAUUCUGUUGGCUGUUGCUGAAACGAUGUUGAUACAUGUAGACCCAAGUUAUUUUUUUAUAUGAUUUAAUCUGAAUAAAAUGUAUUAUAACAACUUUAACAUGGGAGACAUUGUGUAAAAUUGGGCCUGGUUCAUCUAGAAGUCCAGUGGAAUGUUAUUGGCUUUUUACCCCAAACCAUUAUACAGUCCUGUAACAAGAAAAGGUUGCACCACAAACAUGUGUGAUGAUUAUGUUAGCUUGCCAAAUGCAGUAGUUACUUUUCCAAAGGAAGUUUGGAUGUUGUACUUGGCAUAUUCAAGUUUGGGAAGUCUUGUGUAGUUUGUUAACUACAGUGACAUUUUACACCAUCCAUAUGUGUUGCAUUUUCCCCAGUGACAUGGCUGUGCUUUAAAAAAAAUAGUGUAUAUUGUUACCCAGUUUCUAGGCAAGAGUUGUUUCCUCUGUAAUGCGUAUUCUGUGAAAUCCCCAGAAAUCCCUCACCUGUACUGACCAAACUUAAUAAAGUCUUUUAAUAGUCAAUAUCUUGAAUUUUAC